This is a messenger RNA of Chironomus riparius, 1517 nucleotides long. NCBI's taxonomy places the organism in Eukaryota, Metazoa, Arthropoda, Insecta, Diptera, Chironomidae. The record is from the annotation of a GenBank genome assembly.
AAAGAAUUAAAGAAGGUUGAUUUUCCCCUCCUGGUUAAAAAAUUGAAUUAAUUAAAUAAAACAUUUAAAACACAGCUUUAAUUAACAUUCGUAACACAGGAUUGUAAUAAUCUUCAAGUUUAAUUAAGACCAUCACCAUUGAUGGAGAAAAGUUCAUCAAGCAAUAACAAAAUAGAUGAAAAAUUAAUUAUCAAAUAGUUUUCUUUUACAAUUCAGAACAAAUUUUAUAAAAAUGGAUAAAGAUAAUAAAAAAGCAUUAAAAUUAGUAUUUCCAAGUCCAAAUCAGUCCAGGACUGCUCAUCGUUCAUCUCCACAAGCACUGCCAACAAGUCGUGACCGUGUUCGAGCAACAGCACAUUCAGAUUCCGGUAAAUUACAAUUCAGUACUUCGGAAAUUUAUGAUUUCACUGCAGAUGAUCUCUUGGAUCUUGGGGAAAUUGGAAGGGGUGGAUUUGGCAGCGUCAAUAAAAUGAUAUUUAAGAAGAAUGAAAAAGUCAUGGCAGUAAAGCGAAUACGGUGUUCAAAUGUUGUCGAUGAACGAGAACAGAAAAGAAUUAUGGAUCUGGAUGUAGCUAUGCGGUCAUCAAAUGACUGUAGUUAUAUUGUACGCUUCUAUGGAGCGAUUUUUAAGGAAGGAGAUUGUUGGAUAUUAAUGGAAUUGAUGUCAAUUUCCCUCGAUAAAUUUUAUAAAUAUGUCUAUGAGCGUCAAAAUCAACGUAUACCGGAAAAUAUUCUCGGGCAAAUUACAGUUGCCACUGUUCAUGCUUUAAAUUAUUUAAAAGAAAAAUUGAAAAUAAUUCAUCGGGAUGUGAAGCCAUCAAAUAUUCUAUUACAUGAUAGAGGUGAUAUAAAACUUUGUGAUUUCGGCAUUUCUGGGCAGUUGAUAGAUUCGAUUGCAAAAACAAAAGAUGCAGGCUGCAGGCCUUAUAUGGCACCGGAAAGAAUUGAUCCGGAAUUUUCUCAUAAAGGAUACGAUGUUCGUUCAGAUGUUUGGUCACUUGGAAUCACCUUAAUGGAAGUAGCAACUGGAAAAUUUCCCUAUCCAAAUAAGUGGGCAUCUGUUUUCGAGCAAUUGUAUCAAGUCGUUCAAGGUCCAGCACCACAAUUAACUCGACAUUAUAACGGAAUUGAUUUUUCGGAAGAAUUCUGUAGCUUUGUAAAUACGUGUCUGAUAAAAGAAGAAAAAAAUCGUCCAAAAUAUCAAACAUUGUUACAACAUUCGUUUAUUCAAUUACAUGAGAAAUUACAGCCUUAUGUACAUCCAGAAGUCUCUGCGUAUAUUCAAAACGUUUUAGAAUCUAUGUCCAAUAAUGGUAUUUCCCAAUUCACAACUGAUGUCCAAGGUGCAAACCCCGUUUGUUGGUAAAAAAAUGAAAUUUUUAAUUAUUUAACAAAGUUUUAAGUUCCAAUGUGUCAUCAGUACGGAAGAUAAAGUCACACAUUUUAAGUAAAAAAUAAGUUAAACAGUUGUUUUAGCAUAAAGAAUGAUGAUAACUGCACUAUUAUGAAAUUAAGAA